CCCCGCGACCUGCCCCCAUCCUCGUGGGGGUCUGCACUCGGGGAGUGGUUCACACCCGUGAGCUGUCACUGCCUGCUGGGCUACGAGUUCCAGCGCGUGGGCCAGCUGCGCUACAAGUGCAUGCUCAACCCCGAGCGGUGGCAGCGGGCCUUCUUCGUCCUGCAGAAAGCCCACCUCUUCAUCUGCCCCGCCGAGGAGGACGAGGCUGAGGACAGCAUCAACCUCCGGCGGCUGCAGGAGCUCAGUCUGGUUCCCUCCACAGAGACCCCGGAGAAGAAGGAGCUGCUGAUCCUGGUGGAGAUGGGAAGGACGUUUUACCUGCAGGGCUUGUCGCGGGCGGACUCGGCGGCGUGGUACGCCGACAUCCAGGCGUCGGCGGGUGGCCGGGGUAACGCGCUGCGGGACAGGCACCGCUCUCAGGGCACCAGCCCCGUUGAGGAGUUUCUGGGCAGGAUCGGGCCCCCAUGACUCCGUGUCCCGGUCCCAGGGCUGCGGCACGAGGGGAUUUACCGCAAGAACGGAGCCAAGUCCCGGAUCAAGGUACUGAUGGAGGAGUUUCGGCGGGACGCCCGCAACGUCAAGCUGCGCAUCAACGACAACUUCAUCGAGGACGUCACCGAUGUGCUGAAGAGGUUCUUCCGUGAGCUCGAGGACCCCGUCUUCACCCUGGAGCUGCACCCACAGUGGAAGGAGGCUGCAGAAAUCUCCUCGAAGCCCCAGCGCCUGGAGCGGUACAAGGAGCUCAUCCAUCGCCUGCCUCGCCUCAACCACAAGACCUUGGCUGCCCUGAUCGGGCAUCUCUAUCGGGUGCAGAAAUGUGCAGACCUCAACCAGAUGAGCACCAAGAACCUGUCACUGCUCUUCGCACCCAGCCUCUUCCAGACCGAUGGCAAAGGGGAGCACGAGGUCAAGGUGAUGGAAGACCUCAUUGACAACUAUGUCAGCAUCUUCAAUAUUGACGAGGACCAGGUAUCCCAGAUGGAUCUGGAGAACAGUCUGAUCACCACCUGGAAGGACACCCAGCUCUCACAGGCAGGGGACCUCAUCAUCGAGGUUUACCUGGAGCAGAAGCUGCCCGACUGCUGCGUCACCCUGAAGGUGUCCCCCACGAUGACGGCAGAGGAGCUCACCAACCAUGUGCUGGAGAUGCGCAAUGUCGCGGCCAGCCUGGACAUCUGGCUGACUUUCGAGGCCCUGGAGAACGGGGAGUUGGAGCGGCCACUACACCCCAAGGAGAAGGUGCUGGAGCAAGCUUUGCAGUGGUGCAAGCUCCCGGAGCCCAGCACCGCGUAUCUGCUGGUGAGGAAGGUCCCCAUUGGCGAGGGCAGCUGUCUCUUCACAGGCAUCAAGCGUGAGACCCCCAAGUGUGGGCUGCUGAAAUGUCGCGAGGAGCCCCCCAAGCUGCUGGGGAACAAGUUUCAGGAGCGCUACUUCGUCAUCCGGGACCGGAGGCUGCUGCUGCUCAAGGAGAAGAGGAGUGCCAAGCCGGAGCGCGAGUGGCCCCUGGAUGCAGCCAAGGUUUACAUGGGCAUUAGGAAGAAGCUGAAGCCACCAGCCCAGGGGGGUUUCACAUUGACCCUGGACAAGCAGCAGCUGUACCUGGUGUGUUCGGGGCAGGCUGAGCUGUGGGACUGGACCACCAGCAUCCUCAAGGCUCAGCACGAUGACCUGCGCCCCGUGAUCAUGCGCCGGCGUUCCUCCUCCGACCUCGCCAAGCAGAAGUUCGGUACCAUGCCGCUGGUGCCCCUGCAUGGGGACAGCACCGACACCACCAUGCUCUCUGCCAACCAGACCCUGCGCCGCCUGCACACGCGAAGGACUUUGUCCAUGUUCUUUCCCAUGAAGAUGCACCAGGACUCCCUGGAGGAGCAGCAGGAGAAGGAGGCAGACACCGAUCCUGUCUACGAGGAGGUGGGCAACUUCCCUGAGUUGGCUGCGCUGGAUCUGGAGCGGGGGCUGCUGGCAGACCUGUCGGCCGUGCCCCCCGUGGACAGUGCCCCGUCCCCCGGGCAGCCCCCGGCCACGGCACUGCGCUCCUCGUUGCCCGCCAGCCCGGCCCAGAGCGUGGCAGGUCCUUCCGUCACCAAAGCCCUGUCCCUCGAAAGGGGCUUGAACCUGGAGAGCGACAAAGCUCCAGCCCAGGGGCUCAGACCCACCAAAACGGCCUCUCUGGAGAGGAACAUGGAGCCUUCCCUGGCGCUGGCUAGUGACUGGCACCAGGGGGCCACACCGGGGAGCAGUGCCAGCCCAGAGACCUCCCUGGAGACCCCCAAGAAGAGGCACAUGCAGCCUCCCUCGCCCAUCAACGACAAACUCAUCCAGGAGCUCAGCAGCGUCAUCCUGAGGAAGAGCGAGGGCCAGGCACCGGGGUCAGGCCAGCCGGUGACGUGA
Tauraco erythrolophus (red-crested turaco) is the source of this 2391-nucleotide messenger RNA. NCBI's taxonomy places the organism in Eukaryota, Metazoa, Chordata, Aves, Musophagiformes, Musophagidae. The record is from RefSeq and is a predicted model, not a curated record.